CCAGAUAGCAGAGUCAUCUCUGACCGUCGACGGGAGCAGCUAAAAAGGCUAAGCGACGGCCUUGAUAUUAGCUUUGCCACCAACCAUGGACACAUAUGGAAGCCACAACGGCUUUCUCGAAUGGAGGCUUUCCUCUAAAAGCAUUAUGGAUAUCAGUGCACAGCACCAACCAGGAGCUCAUGCAACACACCCUCAGGAACCUUACGAAGGCAAUCGUGCUCAUUCCUGGACGGUGGCCGAUCAAGUGUCUCACUAUCCCCAGGGAGAUUAUCUGCCUGAUCAUAUCAAUGCACAGUACAGUAGUCCUGUCCAACGGAAAGUCGACCAACGUAGCGAAGAGUACCCUCAAACACGCGGCAAGGGGAGCCUGGAGGCCAACAGCAAUGUUCCCAUCUGGCUUCACCCUGUACCACACGAUGUUCACAUAGGACAACGAGCAACUAGACCGACUCCUACACCAUCGCUAUCGAUGUCUCGAACUGUCAGUGAUGUUUCCUGGAACCCCGAGGCCAACAACGUUGAAUAUACAACUCCCUAUAGCCUAUUUGAUGGGACUCUUGAGCAUGGUAGCUCCAACAACCAAUGGGCAGUGGAUGGACUAUUGACGAAUCGGAGCUACUCCUUCGCACAAGGAGCUCAGUCAGACACCUUCGCCAGUGGUUUGAAUCAGUCGUUGACAUCGGCGGCCACUAGGAACGACAAUAGGAGAUGGCAGCCGCAGCGAAAUGAAGCAAUGGGACCUUACGGAAUGGCUGAGGAUCAUCCCAAUCAACCGGUCUUCGCACGCUUCGUCCCGUAGUAAGUGGAGCCUCUGUUCCAAAAGAAAAAAUACCUCGGCUGACACACUUCUCAGUGGUAAAGAUGUAUCAUUGGAGGGAGAUUGCCAGAAGGUGCAAAGGAUGGAAACACCGCCGCUAGUCAAUCCCAAGCCUACAUUCGAAACGUCGCCGGCAGUACCCUCCCCGCAGUCUCCCGUGUCGCGUUGCGAUUAUCCGAAUUGUCGUCAGACAUUUAAAGGGGAGUCGAGGGCCGGGAAU
Molecule: messenger RNA, 1037 nt
Organism: Mytilinidion resinicola
Lineage: Eukaryota; Fungi; Ascomycota; Dothideomycetes; Mytilinidiales; Mytilinidiaceae
Exons: 1
Coding region: 86-799 (237 amino acids)
Source: RefSeq, a predicted model, not a curated record